AUGUGCUGCCGCUUGCCAUAUCUGGUUCAAGCCUUCGCGGAGCUGGCAUGGAUGCCGGUGCGUGUCCGGUGGAGGCGCUGCUGCUGCGGACAGAAAUGUGCGCGGCCGCGGAUCUCUCUGUACGUGGGGCUGGGCCUCUUGGCGUUUUGGAACGGCAUCAGCUGGCAGUGGUCGGAGACCCUGCGGACCCAGUGGGCUGCCUCCAGCAGCGACGUCUUUGCAGUCCCCGUCCACUUCAGGGCAGUGAGCCCACCCGGUGCCGAGGCGCCCCGUCCCCGCGCCGUCGGCGGCCCGCAAGAGGAGCGCCCGCGCGAGACCAGCGGGGAGGUGCCCGGAGCCCUGACCGAUGGAGACUGCACUCACGUCGCGCCGCAGGACUUGUCGUCGCAGGACGCGAUGGAGCGCGGCGGCUGGCAGUUCCAGGCGCCUGGCGCGCUGUUCGGCGACCGCUUCGAGGCCGGGCCCACGGGGGGCGAGUCUCGGCUGAGCAUGCCCUUCCAGAGGCACGGCGUCACGAGGAUGCUCGUGCGCAACUCCGGCGUGGCCGGCGGUGACCCAGCAGUGCGGGGUCGCGGGAGCGGCAGCGGGCUUGUCGUGGUGGAGUUCGCGGGGACACUGAUCCUCGAGCUGCGGCAGGGCGAGGAGUGCCGCCUGGAGGUGCGGCACGAGCCCGGGGACGAGCUCGCGAUCUCGGAGGAGGGGGGCCGCGCCUGGCUCCAGGACCUGUCGUGGUGCGCCGCCGCCCCCGCCGCGCCCGCGGGGAGUUCCGGGCCCGCCGGCGCCUGCGUGCCCGGGGAGCGCGUGCGGCUGGGCUGGGCGGGCUGCGCGGAGUGGGGGCCCGCGGGGCGUGCCGAGGGCAGGGUGGACAGGGUGCUGAACGACACGCACGCGGCGGUCUGGCUCACAGGCGGCUUCACGCCGCCCGCCCCCGCGCAGGCGGUCGCCUUCGUGCCGUCGUCUCCCCUCGUGUCUUACUCGGACCAGGGCACCUGUGGCGCCCGCGGGGACGACGCCAAGGCGGACCCUACCUACUGCUCAGCUGGAAUGGAGCUUCUCGUCGAGAAGCCGAUGGAUAGUUACAAGGUGCAGGCGACCGUCAAUGGCUGCAACUACUUCUCCUACAAAGUGUCUGAUGUGCGGUCGAGCACCGGAGGCGGCGGUCCGCACAAGUGUUGCCUUAUGGGAAGCUUAUUCCUUUGUCUUUCCAAUCUCAAGGGCAGAACACGCCCUCUCAGCCUUGCGGAAGCUUUAGAUACGAGCGGCGCCGCAUCGGAAUCGUGUUGGUUGGCGACACCAGGUUCCAGAAGAAGUACACGACUCAAAUACAGAGUCUGGAUUGCUACACGCAGCGCCACGGCUACGAGUUUAUCAAGUUGA
This is a messenger RNA of Prorocentrum cordatum, 1377 nucleotides long. The record is from the annotation of a GenBank genome assembly. NCBI's taxonomy places the organism in Eukaryota, Dinophyceae, Prorocentrales, Prorocentraceae.